Messenger RNA from Haplochromis burtoni (Burton's mouthbrooder), 2921 nucleotides. RefSeq lists its product as uncharacterized. Lineage: Eukaryota; Metazoa; Chordata; Actinopteri; Cichliformes; Cichlidae. The record is from RefSeq and is a predicted model, not a curated record.
GUCAAACAUUUCCAUCGUUCAUUUCACUUUUUUUUUCUUCUUGUAUGCUCAUCUUCAUUCAGUUCAAUCUUUUUUCCCCUUCCGUUGUACGUCAACUAUUUUCCCCAGUCCUUCAAAAAGCGUUCUUCCUUCAAUUUCAGUUUAUAUGUAAAGUUCUCCAUCUCCAUAAUGUCCUCCACCAUUGCUACCACUGCUGCUUUCCUGGUGUCUCUGUCUUAAGCCAGUUUUUGGUGAUGGCCUUCUUUGCUGCCAAAAGGAGAAUCUUAGUCAGGUAUCGAUCCUUUACAUCUACAGUACCUGCCAAGUAUCCUAGAUACAAAACAAGGCAGGUUCUGGGAAUUAUACAACCUGAUAUAUCACAGAGAGCUGAGUGAAUUUUGACCCAGAAAGUGUGAAUUUCCCUGCAUUUCCAGAAAAUGUGUGUGUGGUCUGGUUCAUCCCAUCCACCCAGCCUCCAACAUUGUUGUUGUGUAUUGGUUUGUUUAUUUUUAAUCUUAGGUGUAAUAAAGUAGCGAAUUUGAUUUUUCCAGAUGAAUUCUCUCCACCUCAAUGACUGAGCUGUAUUCUUAUGUUCUUUCCAUGUUUCAUAUCACACCUCAGUGAUUUCUUCACUCAGCUCUCUUUCCCAUUUUACUUUAACAUAUACAAUUGAUUCCUGUCGCGAUUCCAUCAAACAUUUGUAGACACUGUUCUUGGAAUAACACUUUUAUAUGCUAGCAUAAUUAUUUUUAUAAUAGGAUGGAUUUUGUCUUCCUCUAUUUUUAUGUUUUUAUUAAAGUAAUCUCUCACCUGUAAGUAUCUAAAAAAAUCCUUGUUUUUUAAGUUGUAUUCCCGUUUUAAUUCUUCAAAACUUUUCAUUUCUCCUUUUUUGAUUAAUAAACAAAUUGCUGUGAUUCCCUUUUCAUUCCAAUUUUUAAAACCAAGAUCCAAUUUUCCUGGUCUAAAUUCUUCAUCGAAGGCUAUCCAUUUUAGCAAACCAAGCUCUUUGCCAAUCCUGAACUCCCUUACUGUAUCAUACCAUACAUUUAAUGUAAAGGAUAUAAUCGGGUUCCUAUCUUGGUCUUUAGUUAUGUAUUCAGGGAUCUUUUUUAUACCCAUGUUUGUUUGAAUUGGGACAUUGAGUGUGGAGAGCUCCACAUCCUUCCAGCGAGCCCCGUCAUCAUCACUACACCAAUAUGUUAUGUGGCGUAUCUGUGCAGCACGAAAAUAUUCUUUUAAAUUAGGAAGCGACAUUCCUCCUUUCUCCUUAGUAAGCUGUAAAGUAAUGUAUCGUACCCUUGGCCGCUUGCCUUCCCAGACAAAUCUAGAUAUAUACUUAUCCCAUUCUGAGAAUAUGCUUAUCGGAAGAGAGAGGAAUAAAUAUAGCAAUCGUGGUAAGAUAUUCAUCUUUAUCACAUUUAUCCUGUCACUAAAUCAUGACGGAUAUGUAUUCCAUCUUUCCAUAUCCUGCCUUAUCCUGUUAUUUAUAUGUCCAUAGUUACUUUGAUAUAGUUUGGCAUAGUCUUUGGUUAUAUUUAUACCUAAAUAUUUAAGGGUUUUUGCCUCCCACUUUAUUUCCCAUUCCUUAAGAUUUUGAGUUGGUGUACAAUUAAACAUUAGAACUUGAGUUUUAAGUAUAUUUACUUUGUAGCCAGAAAGUUUACCAAAUUUUCCUAACAUUUCUGUGAGCUGCAUAAAAGAGUUUGUGGGGUUUUUGAGGGCUAUCAACACGUCAUCAGCAAACAGACUAAUUACAUGCUCUUGUUUAUUGAUUUCUAUUCCUGUUAUUAGGGCGUCUUGUCUAAUCAUUUGUGCCAAUGGCUCAAUAUAUAAGGCAAAUAAAGUUGGACUUAAACAGCAACCCUGUCUAGUUCCUCUCUCUAGCUGGAACGUCUUUGUCAAUGAACCGUUAACUUUUAUUCUUGCAGUCAGUUUGUCAUAGAGAGAUUUGAUACAUUGGAUUGAUUUCGUAGUGAAUCCGAACUUUGCCAUGGUUAGGUACAGGAAGUCCCAGCUGACUCGAUCGAAGGCUUUUUCUGCGUCUAAACUUAUCAAUGCAGCCGGUAUCUUGUCUUUAUGUAUUUGGUUUAUGAUGUGUAGGGUCCUUCUAAUAUUGUCUUGUGCCUGUCUAUUUUUGACAAAACCUGCUUGGUCCUCAUCUAUCAGGUCUGGUAUAAACGACUGGAGCCUAUUUGAUAGGAUUGUGUGGUGUUAUCUGUUUAAGUAUAUCCGGUUUUAUGUUGAAAGUGUGUUGGGUACCGGAAGUGACAAAUAAAGGUCGAAGUUGUUUGCUCUACAAGGUGUCGUCUCUUUCCCUACUGAAAACCACGACAUGGUGUCAGGAGUGGGAUGGAUGUGAGUGCCUUAUCAUCGGGGAGUGACAGCAAGCGACUUUGGGAGUGGUAAAGAGUUUUCUCGAGACGAAAGAUGUCGGACGAAGAAGCGGGAGCUAGCGCAACAGUUACGCGGCCUCGCACGCCACCGCCCCACCAGCGAGCUAACGGCGGCUACAAUGCUAACGCUAACCUACCCCCGAAUGCCACUUUCACCAUCCAGCCCCCCGAGCUGUUCGAUUUCUCGAAGCCACAGCAUUGGGAAAAAUGGAUAAGGAGGUUUGAAAGAUUUCGACUCGCAAGCAACCUACACCUUAGCUCCGAGGCUAACCAGGUGAACACUCUCAUCUACUGCAUGGGGGAUGAAGCAGAUGAUAUCCUCCGAGGACAAGCGUUAUCUGACAUACAGAGACAGCAGUAUCAAGCAGUAAGAGACACUUUGGAGAUGUACUUUGUUCCCAGAAAAAACAUUAUCUACGAGAGAGCCCGCUUUAAUCAGAGAACACAGCAAGCUAAUGAAACUGUAGACUCGUUUGUCACUGCACUUUACGCUUUAGCGGAAAACUGCAGUUAUGGUGCGCUGCACGAUGAGUUAAUAAGAGAUCGCCU